Messenger RNA from Suillus subalutaceus, 1914 nucleotides. RefSeq lists its product as uncharacterized. Gene Ontology annotation, cellular component: membrane. Gene Ontology annotation, biological process: metal ion transport; transmembrane transport. The transcript is spliced from 8 exons. Bases 157 to 1914 code for a protein of 585 amino acids. The record is from RefSeq and is a predicted model, not a curated record. NCBI's taxonomy places the organism in Eukaryota, Fungi, Basidiomycota, Agaricomycetes, Boletales, Suillaceae. Gene Ontology annotation, molecular function: cobalt ion transmembrane transporter activity; cobalt ion binding; magnesium ion binding.
UCGAGUUGUCGAUGGGCUGGUCAAUGAGCACUGAGCGGCUAAGUGUGACGGAGAUCCAAGGCCAGAUAUUUCAUUUAGCCCACGGGUAUAUAUGAUACAUGCUCCUCCAAUCCAGUAGGUACAAACCAAGAGGACCUUUACUUCCUGUUUCCUGGCAUGUCGUCCAACAACACCUCAAGUUCGGCAUUAGAAACGCAAACAUGUUCGAUUCCAGUACCAGUAUAUCGUCAUGCAGCACCCUCGGGACCAUGGCCUUGGGUAGAUUUCAACACCGACCUUUCAUCCUCUGAGCCACCAUUUCAAAAGGACGAGCACGAAUGGCGCGGAUACCCGCAAGAACUUUUCGGCAACUGGAGUCCGAUUCCAGUGACACGAAGCCAGAUGUUGACACGAUGUGCGCGCACCGUGAAACCGUGCAUCAUAUAUACCAUUGACGUAACGGGCGACGGUCAAUUCAAAACACGCGAGCGAGGGCUGCAGGUUCGGGAAAACGUCCGCGUUCGAGCGUUAUUCGUGGAUAACAUGUCGGAAUCCGUUUUGAAGAUGUUGGGGACGAAAUAUAACAUCGAGCCAUUCUUCUUUGCAUCCUCCAUAAACUGGAUUCCUUCGCGAUACCGGGAAGAGGUUCAACAUGGAGUGGGGGAUCAUAUCACAGUUAUCCUUCCUUUCAUUCGGACCACGGAGAAGAAAACGAAGACACAUUCUAGCUUAACGGGCAUGAAACGGAAUGAAAGGAAGAAUACUAUAGAUGUCAUGUUACCCCUUCACCUACACGGUAAUCCGUACUUGCUUUUAUCACGGUUUUGUCUAAGUCCUUUCACAGGCGAAUAUGUCCUUCUCAUCGACCUUCUGGCAAUCCAUAUGAUCCGCGGGAAGAAUUCCUCUACAAUCAUAACGUAUCAUCCUGCGCUGCGUGAUCGCACUACCGCCGAGCGCUUACAUCAGGUUAUGGAGCGUGCAGGUGGAAGUGUUUACUGGAAUAAAAUAUUCGUGGCGUCUGAAGAUCCAACCUUUUUCUUUCUGGCAAUCUUGUGGUACGCACUGUAUGCGUGGGAUGAGGCAUUUGAAGUGUUGUAUAACCGCAUCAAGGAUUUGGUGUGUAUGCGAUCUGUUCGAGUGGUGGGGAAGGCUCAUCAUGCACAGGAGGUGAUCUUGAAUGCCUCCGACUUCACCGCUAUGACCGACCUCAACUAUGACCUCCAUAGCCUUCAGGCGCACCUCCUCCAGUACCAAACCCUCCUUCAUGAUUUCGAGAUUUCGGUCACGUUUGUUAUGGAGACUCCAAACCCUGCAAUGGAAGAUUCAGAAAAUAAGACUACUACAGAAGAGCUGAUGCGACGAGAAUGCAAGAACCUCCUUUCCGAAAUCGACAGGUUGCACAGGAGAUGUUCGAUGUUAAUCAGUCGAUUAAAGAAUGCCACAGAUUUGGCAUUCGCGACUGUAAACAUUGAGGAUAGUCGUCAAACAUUCAAGUUAACGACGGCGGCCCUUCGAGACUCUGCAGCGAUGAAACAGAUAUCAUACCUCACCAUGAUCUUCUUGCCCGCCAGCUUUACUGCUUCGGUCUUUGGGAUGAACGUGCGCGAAAUUAACCCCGGCUCCCUAGAGACGAUCGCGCGCUAUGUUUGGGUGUCUUCGUUGCUGACUUUUGUCACGACAUGGAUCGUCAUCGCUUUCCAACCAUACAGUACAAUCCACAGGCCUGGAGCUAGUAUGUGGCGGAGGGCUGCUUGGCCUGCGUUCGUCCUCAGCUAUAAGAUUGUUCAGUACUCCAAGUCCUUCUGGAUCGAGGCCAAGAAGUCUACGGCACAGGAAAACAAUAUACCCUUGGGUCCAAUUCGCGGGAGAGGAGGUCAUUCUUCUGCAUUGAAGUUUGACGACGCAAUCUAUGAAGAGGAUGCAAUUGGUGGCUAA